Cladophialophora immunda is the source of this 1107-nucleotide messenger RNA. RefSeq lists its product as uncharacterized. Gene Ontology annotation, biological process: DNA-templated transcription. Gene Ontology annotation, molecular function: zinc ion binding; DNA binding. NCBI's taxonomy places the organism in Eukaryota, Fungi, Ascomycota, Eurotiomycetes, Chaetothyriales, Herpotrichiellaceae. Gene Ontology annotation, cellular component: nucleus. Bases 1 to 1107 code for a protein of 368 amino acids. The transcript has 2 exons. The record is from RefSeq and is a predicted model, not a curated record.
AUGCAAGUGCCAGUAGCUGAGUCUACAAGCGAAUCGCAAAGCUGGGAUACGGACGCCUUUUCUGCAGAGGAGCAAUGGCUGCCACUGGAGAUGGACAUGGCAAACCUAGACCUGCCUGAGGAGCAGCCCACCGAAGAUGCUGGCUGGGGACUGCCUGAUCAGGUGGCUGGGGAACUAAUUGGCAAUUUCUUCGACAAUGUCCAGACUUGGCUCGGGUUUGUUCACCGACCAACAUUCUACCGGAGGUACAUGCGAUGUGCCGGCCAGCAGGCUACGCUGAUCGGACGGCCGACACUGUCAGAUGAUGAGUCUUUCAUGAUAUAUGCUAUGUUCGCCAUGGCCGCGCGAUUCUCUACGUCGGAGCACUUCACAAGAACUCCAAUCCACGAUCGAGGCGAGCGGUUUGCAAAUCAUGCAGCUACUAUCAAAGACUCAAUAAUCAAGACGGUCGAGGAGCCGAGCCUGGAAUUUGUGCAGGGCUGCGUCAUGCUCGCAUUCUACAACUUUGCCGCAGGGCAAUUCGGCCCUGGCGUUGUCUUGUCGAGCGUCUGCGUUCGGUUUGCAUAUGAGCUUUGUCUCGACGAAACAGACGAGGACCAAUUAGAUGAGGAAGGGCUCGCUAUUAUCGAUAUGCCUCACGAAAAUGCGGAAUCGUGGCUGAAGAAAGAGGAAAAGCGAAGACUUUGGUGGUCGAUAUGGGAGCUCGAUACCUUCGCCUCCACGUGCUCGUUCCACCCAUUCAAUAUCGAGAGAGCAGAAAUGAAAGUUCUGCUUCCAGCACCCAACCACAACUGGCAUUGCAGCAUUCCUGCCAGAACAGCUUUCAUCGGCCCACCGGAAUCCGCGUGGAACAGUCUACAGAAAUCUCCCGGCCAGUCGACCAGAGCUUGGUUUUUGGUGGCCAACUACCUGAAAUCUACUAUCAUUUUCCAGUCUCGUCGCUCAUUUCGUCACGGCACAAUAUCUCGAUGUCGCCUUGAGACUGCUUUGUGUAACCUCAAGUUAUCCCUACCGGACGCCUUUCAUCUGAGAUCAUUAUACCUCGACGCGGACAACCAUCAGGAUGCCAUGUGGGUCAUUGCAACUCACUUAAUGAUCAUGACGUGA